CGAUCAGUUGCAGUUACACCGACGCCGAUACCACACAGAUUUUCGAAAUGUUUGCCCACAUAGCGGACUUUCUGAACCGUUCCCCGCCGGAUCCUGUGCGACUUCCAUUCACCAGCAGCCACUGGCCCGUUCUGAUAAUACUGACCACCUAUAUGGUGCUAAUAAAAAUCGUAGGGCCGAUGUUUAUGCAGAACCGAAAGCCCUACGAUCUACUUGGGAUAAUAAAGGCCUACAACAUCAUGCAAAUCAUAUACAAUACGGUCUCCCUUGUCUUUUCUGUCCACUUUAUGCUCGGGCCUGGAAACUUCAACUUUAAAUGCAUCACCAACCUGCCGUUGGAUCAUGAGUACAAAACCUGGGAGAGAUGGGUCACCUACUCGUAUUUCUUCAACAAACUGUUGGAUCUUCUGGAGACUGGCUUCUUUAUCCUGCGAAAGAAGAAUCGACAGAUAUCAUUUCUGCACGUCUUCCAUCACGUUUACAUGGUGUAUAUAUGCUUUUUGUACAUAUACUAUUUUGGCUAUGGUGGCCACGGUUUGUUCUUGGUCACCUUUAACGUAGUCGUGCACAUCAUGAUGUACACCUACUACUACCAGUCGUCUCAAGCCCAGAAUUCACAAGAUCUGUGGUGGAAAAAGUACAUCACCAUUGUCCAGAUGCUACAGUUCGGAAUCAUUCUGGCGCACAGCCUUUAUGUCCUCCGGCAACCCGACUGCCCCGCAUCCCACUUGUCAGCUACUUGGGGAUCACUUAUAUCGGUUGUAUUUUUAAUUCUAUUUGGCAACUUCUAUGUUCGCGCAUACAUUCUUCCGCAGAAGAAAGUAAAGCGAAGGGCACAUUAAAUAAAACCAAGUUGAUCAAAUCCUAGA
Messenger RNA from Drosophila subpulchrella, 869 nucleotides. Its product is annotated as elongation of very long chain fatty acids protein F. NCBI's taxonomy places the organism in Eukaryota, Metazoa, Arthropoda, Insecta, Diptera, Drosophilidae. The record is from RefSeq and is a predicted model, not a curated record. Gene Ontology annotation, cellular component: endoplasmic reticulum membrane. Bases 48 to 842 code for a protein of 264 amino acids. The transcript has 2 exons. Gene Ontology annotation, molecular function: fatty acid elongase activity. Gene Ontology annotation, biological process: fatty acid elongation, polyunsaturated fatty acid; very long-chain fatty acid biosynthetic process; fatty acid elongation, monounsaturated fatty acid.